This is a messenger RNA of Urocitellus parryii (Arctic ground squirrel), 2616 nucleotides long. RefSeq names its product potassium channel tetramerization domain containing 8 (gene Kctd8). NCBI's taxonomy places the organism in Eukaryota, Metazoa, Chordata, Mammalia, Rodentia, Sciuridae. Gene Ontology annotation, cellular component: signaling receptor complex. Gene Ontology annotation, biological process: regulation of G protein-coupled receptor signaling pathway; protein homooligomerization. The record is from RefSeq and is a predicted model, not a curated record. Gene Ontology annotation, molecular function: protein binding.
CCGCCGUCUCCCCAAAGGAGCGGUUGCUCCUCUUCGCGCCUCCUCCACCGCCGCUCCCGCGGAGCUACUCUCCCGCGCAUCGCUUCCCCGAUGGAGCUCGGGCGCCGCCGACGCCGCCGCUGCCCCGAGCCCUGAGCCCCGCCACCCGCCGGGAGGAACGCACCGACCCGAGGGUGCAGGGCGCCCAGGCGCACGCAGAGGGCAGGGGGCUGCGAGGCGUGCGGGGCACGGGCUCUGGGAACCACAAAGUGCUGCUCUCUCAGGUCACCUGGCCGCCGGUGGGGGGGACCAUGGCUCUGAAGGACACCGGUAGCAGCAGCAGCACCAUCCUGCCAAUUAGCGAGAUGGUCUCCUCGUCCAGCUCACCCGGCGCUUCGGCAGCCGCCGCCCCGGGGCCCUGCGCACCCUCGCCCUUCCCCGAGGUGGUGGAGCUGAACGUGGGCGGCCAGGUCUAUGUGACCAAGCACUCCACGCUGCUCAGCGUCCCAGACAGCACUUUGGCCAGUAUGUUCUCGCCUUCUAGUCCCCGGGGCGGCGCCCGGCGCCGGGGCGAGCUGCCCAGGGACAGCCGGGCGCGCUUCUUCAUCGACCGGGACGGCUUUCUGUUCAGGUACGUGCUGGAUUAUUUGCGGGACAAGCAGCUGGCGCUGCCCGAGCACUUCCCGGAGAAGGAGCGGCUUCUGCGCGAAGCCGAGUACUUCCAGCUCACCGACCUGGUCAAGCUGCUGUCGCCCAAGGUCACUAAGCAGAACUCGCUCAACGAUGAGGGUUGCCAGAGCGACCUGGAGGACAACGUUUCUCAGGGCAGCAGCGAUGCGCUGCUGUUGCGAGGGGCCUCAGCCGCCGCGCCCUCGGGCCCAGGAGCGCACGGCGGCGGUAGCGGCGGCGCCGCGCUGGACAAGCGCUCGGGCUUCCUCACACUGGGCUACCGCGGCUCCUACACCACCGUGCGCGACAACCAGGCAGAUGCCAAAUUCCGGCGUGUGGCACGCAUCAUGGUGUGCGGGCGUAUAGCUUUGGCCAAGGAGGUCUUUGGGGACACGCUCAACGAAAGCCGCGACCCCGAUCGGCAGCCUGAGAAGUACACGUCCCGCUUCUACCUCAAGUUUACCUACUUGGAGCAGGCUUUCGAUCGCCUGUCCGAGGCCGGCUUCCACAUGGUGGCAUGUAACUCCUCAGGCACCGCCGCCUUCGUCAACCAAUACCGCGAUGACAAGAUCUGGAGCAGCUACACUGAGUACAUCUUCUUCCGACCACCUCAGAAAAUAGUGUCACCUAAACAAGAACACGAAGACAGAAAACACGACAAAGUGACAGAUAAAGGAAGUGAAAGUGGGACUUCCUGUAAUGAGCUCUCUACUUCCAGCUGUGACAGCCACUCAGAGGCCAGCACUCCCCAGGACAACCCGCCCAAUGCCCAGCAGGCUACAGCUCACCAACCUAACACCUUAACAUUGGAUCGUCCCUCCAAAAAAGCCCCUGUGCAAUGGAUGCCCCCACCUGAUAAACGCAGAAACAGUGAACUCUUUCAGACACUCAUCAGCAAGUCCCGAGAAACAAAUCUUUCCAAAAAGAAAGUCUGUGAGAAGCUAAGUGUGGAAGAAGAAAUGAAAAAGUGUAUUCAAGAUUUUAAAAAAAUCCACAUUCCAGAUUAUUUCCCAGAGCGCAAACGCCAAUGGCAAUCUGAACUCUUGCAGAAGUAUGGGUUAUAGUGAUGAUCACAUCCCUUGGGUAUUUCGAUGACAUUUGAUGUUUACUAGUGUCGCCACCUGACUGAUGGUCAGUGUGAUUCUUGCUGCUCUUCCUUAUUGUGAACAGUGGAUGUGGGACAGUAUUUUUUUUUCCUUUUUUUCUUUUUCUGGUGGUUGUUACUUUUAGAAACCAUUCAAAAAAUGAAUCCAAUAAAAGUUGCGUCAAAAUGGUGUAUCUAUCAGAUUCAAAUCGUGUUGCAAGAAUGAAAGUAAAAUGUGCAUGAUCAAGAAGCUUAGAAUCUUGAUUUUUGAACUGUGGUCAACUGGACAUGCUUGUCAUUUUGUAACUUACCAAAAACAAAUCAUCAUAUCACACCAACUGAAAUGACAAUAUGGAUGAAGCAACAUCAAUUAAAAUUUCAGAGGAUGGUUUUAAUAUCCAAAUCUAAAACUGUUUAAAUGUCAGUGCAAUAAAACAAGUAUUAUUUUUUUGCAUGAGCACAAUGUUACAAAUACAUUACAAGAAAUAGGGAAGAUCUGUGUGUUGCUUGGAAAGAAAAAAAAUUAUAAAAUAUUAAGCAAAAAAAAAAAGUUUCAGGCAAAGCCUAUAAAUGUAAGCUGUCUAGGAGAUUGAGUUUUCUUUGUUCUGGAUAUGUGUUUUUGUUUUUUUUUUUUAAUGUGUAUGUGUAUGGUAUUUCUGUAUGUUAAGAUGGUGUAAAUAUGCCUUAUACUAUUGUGUUACUACAUUGACAUUCAUCUAUUAAUGCUAGUCAUGAUGAUUUCUGUGAAACGAGUAUUUUACAUCAGGCUGUAAAAAUCGGUAUAAUGAUGGUCUGAAAGAUCCUAUUAUCAUGUUAUUCAAAAUAAUUGAGGGAAAUGGUAAAGAGCUUUAUGUAUUUAUUAAAAAAAGGAAAAUGUAUUAGAA